AUGGACUAUUCUAUGCUGAACGAAGCUGAACGAGCACAUAUUCAGCGCCUUAUUGAACAGAAACAAAUACGCGAUGUUAUGAGAUUCUAUUCUGGACUAGUGGAACGAUGUUUCAAUGAUUGUGUAAACGAUUUUACGUCCAAAGUAUUGAACUCGAAAGAGUCGUUAUGGAAUGAUAACAUUGAUCCUAUAUAUAGGAGACGUGUGUUCUUCGCUGCACUGAAAAGUUCAUCAAAUAUAACGAACGAGUUGGACAACGGUGGGCCGAAAUGA
Messenger RNA from Paraglomus occultum, 273 nucleotides. NCBI's taxonomy places the organism in Eukaryota, Fungi, Glomeromycota, Glomeromycetes, Paraglomerales, Paraglomeraceae. The record is from the annotation of a GenBank genome assembly.